This is a messenger RNA of Xylona heveae TC161, 1499 nucleotides long. RefSeq lists its product as hypothetical. NCBI's taxonomy places the organism in Eukaryota, Fungi, Ascomycota, Xylonomycetes, Xylonales, Xylonaceae. The record is from RefSeq and is a predicted model, not a curated record. The transcript has a single exon. The coding region runs from base 307 to 1275 and encodes 322 amino acids.
AUCCCAUUAUUGUCGGUAAUGUCCAGAGUAUCACUAUUGUUCGUGGUUUGGGUCACCUCUAAGGGUGUCGUUGGAUGGGACGUUGAGGUUGUACGGGGGCCGGCCCGAUAAUUCCCCGGGGCGGGUGGUGGGAAUCUUGCCUGAGGGAUCCAUCAGUCAUCCAGCUCCGACCUGUAAACCCCCACCAAGUCGUGUGCCAAAUCCACUUCUUCAGAUUGAGCUCAAAUUUCCUCGUCCUUGUUCUUCUGCUUUCUCAAAUAUUUAUCCAAUGGGAGGGCUCCAAGAGCUCAUGAGCAUACUAGGACCAUGCUCAUAAGAAAACCAGCUCUUCUCUUCUCGUCGUCUGGCGGGUAUCUUUGCUUCUGUGUCACGCCUCAUCAGAUCCAUACGUCAUCAACCAUAACAUCGCAACAAUGCAUACGAUUUUCGCAGUUGGAAGACCGACGACGGCCGCAGGUAUCAAGGCGGUAUGCUACGGUGAAUUCAGAAGAGAUUAAUGGUUUCCGAGACGAAGACCGUCGUCAUUGGCCUCGCGUGGCGAAUCCGCUCACACCACCCACGCCGUACCAGAUAUUUGGCCUGAAGAAAGGUGCUCCUUAUUCCAAACGACGUUUUUAUGAACUCGUCAAGAUAUACCACCCUGAUCUCAAUGGUCAAAAUCACCACUCUCCCUGCCAUUACCUUUCGCAUGCAGUGAGGCUCGAGAGAUACCGUCUGAUUGUCGCCGCCAAUGAUCUCCUCUCUGACCCAGUCAAACGAAGCGCUUAUGACCGCUACGGCGCAGGGUGGAACGGUCAGCCAGAGGCGCGAGGCACGACAAACGGCGGGACGCAAUCCGGCUAUUCAAGCUGGCGCGAAGGAAACAACCCAAGUCAAAAUGCGACAUGGGAGGACUGGGAGCGCUGGUAUCAGAGAGAGGCCGGUGGCCCACAAGAACCGCAAUUCUUCUCCAAUAGUGUGUUCCUUUCACUUGUCGUCAUCCUAGCGGCGCUGGGAGGCAUCGGACAAGCCACCAGGGCGGGCAAUUACGCCAACACCUUCAUUGAGCAACGAGAUCAUGUCCAUGGCGAGGCGCUCAAAGAAUUGUCUCGCGCGAGGCAGGGUUUAACCAACCCUGGAAACAAUAGACAAGAGAGGAUUCAGUCGUUUCUUAGACUGAGAGAUCCGGUUGCCAACGGUUCGACUGAUCCUCACGAGGAAGGUUAUCGUCGACUACUCCCGGAGCCCGAGGUGUGUCACAGUGCGGAUAUAAAAGGCCGCAAAACUAACUCAUGAUUUUGCAACCCGUCUUGACGAAACACCAUCGAUGUUCAUUAACUUUUUUCUCAAUUACGAUUUCCACGGCCAACAUUCUUAUUCGGCGCUUGAUAUUGAUUAUUGUCCAGGCGUUCAUGGUAUAUAUCCUUGCAUACUGCCGAAGCUUGUAUUCUUUUUGUUCGCAUAUGAUUGUAAAUUCCUAGUGCUUACUUACAUAAAUGCUCAAUCAAUUGCACACUCGA